AUGAGCACCAUGCACCUGCUGACACUCGCCCUGCUUUUCUCCUGUUCCUUCGCCCGUGCCGCCUGCGACCCCAAGAUCGUCAACAUUGGCGCGGUGCUGAGCACGCGGAAGCACGAGCAGGUGUUCCGCGAGGCCGUGAACCAGGCCAACAAGCGACAUGGCUCCUGGAAGAUCCAACUCAACGCCACCUCCGUCACCCACAAGCCCAAUGCCAUCCAGAUGGCCCUGUCGGUGUGCGAGGACCUCAUCUCCAGCCAGGUCUACGCCAUCCUAGUCAGCCACCCACCCACCCCCAAUGACCACUUCACCCCCACCCCCGUCUCCUACACAGCCGGCUUCUACCGCAUCCCCGUCCUGGGGCUGACCACCCGCAUGUCCAUCUACUCAGACAAGAGCAUCCACCUCAGUUUCCUGCGCACUGUGCCGCCAUACUCCCACCAGUCGAGCGUCUGGUUCGAGAUGAUGCGCGUCUACAGCUGGAACCACAUCAUCCUUCUGGUCAGCGACGACCACGAGGGCCGCGCGGCGCAGAAGCGCCUGGAGACGCUGCUGGAGGAGCGCGAGUCCAAGAGUAAAAAAAGGAACUAUGAAAACCUCGACCAACUGUCCUAUGACAACAAGCGCGGACCCAAGGCGGAGAAGGUGCUGCAGUUCGAUCCAGGGACCAAGAACGUGACGGCCCUGCUGAUGGAAGCACGGGAGCUGGAGGCCCGGGUCAUCAUCCUCUCUGCCAGCGAGGACGACGCUGCCACCGUGUACCGUGCAGCCGCGAUGCUGAACAUGACGGGCUCGGGGUACGUGUGGCUGGUGGGGGAGCGCGAGAUCUCGGGGAACGCCCUGCGAUACGCCCCAGAUGGCAUCAUCGGGCUGCAGCUCAUCAACGGCAAGAACGAGUCGGCCCACAUCAGCGACGCGGUGGGCGUGGUGGCCCAGGCCGUGCACGAGCUCCUGGAGAAGGAGAAUAUCACCGACCCGCCGCGGGGCUGCGUGGGCAACACCAACAUCUGGAAGACCGGGCCGCUCUUCAAGAGAGUGCUGAUGUCUUCUAAGUACGCGGAUGGGGUCACCGGUCGUGUGGAGUUUAACGAGGACGGGGACCGGAAGUUCGCCAACUACAGCAUCAUGAACCUGCAGAACCGCAAGCUGGUGCAAGUGGGCAUCUAUAAUGGCACCCAUGUCAUCCCCAAUGACAGGAAGAUCAUCUGGCCAGGCGGAGAGACAGAGAAGCCCCGAGGGUACCAGAUGUCCACCAGGCUGAAGAUCGUGACAAUCCACCAGGAGCCUUUCGUGUACGUCAAGCCCACGCUGAGCGAUGGCACGUGCAAGGAGGAGUUCACGGUCAACGGCGACCCCGUCAAGAAAGUGAUCUGCACUGGGCCCAACGACACAUCGCCGGGCAGCCCACGCCACACGGUGCCUCAGUGCUGCUACGGCUUCUGCAUCGACCUGCUCAUCAAGCUGGCGCGGACGAUGAACUUCACCUAUGAGGUGCACCUGGUGGCUGAUGGCAAGUUCGGCACGCAGGAGCGGGUGAACAACAGCAAUAAGAAGGAGUGGAACGGGAUGAUGGGCGAGCUGCUCAGCGGUCAGGCGGACAUGAUCGUGGCGCCGCUGACCAUCAACAACGAGCGCGCGCAGUACAUCGAGUUCUCCAAGCCCUUCAAGUACCAGGGCCUGACCAUUCUGGUCAAGAAGGAGAUCCCCCGGAGCACGCUGGACUCGUUUAUGCAGCCCUUCCAGAGCACGCUGUGGCUGCUGGUGGGGCUGUCGGUGCACGUGGUGGCCGUGAUGUUGUACCUGCUGGACCGUUUCAGCCCCUUCGGCCGGUUCAAGGUGAACAGUGAGGAAGAGGAGGAGGACGCGUUGACCCUGUCUUCGGCCAUGUGGUUCUCCUGGGGUGUCCUGCUCAACUCAGGCAUCGGAGAAGGGGCCCCCCGAAGCUUCUCCGCACGCAUCCUGGGUAUGGUGUGGGCCGGCUUCGCCAUGAUCAUCGUGGCCUCCUACACCGCCAACCUGGCAGCCUUCCUGGUACUGGACCGGCCCGAGGAGCGCAUCACCGGCAUCAACGACCCGCGGCUGAGGAACCCCUCAGACAAGUUUAUCUACGCGACGGUGAAGCAGAGUUCGGUGGACAUCUACUUCCGGCGGCAGGUGGAGCUGAGCACCAUGUACCGGCAUAUGGAGAAGCACAACUACGAGAGCGCGGCCGAGGCCAUCCAGGCCGUGCGGGACAACAAACUGCACGCCUUCAUCUGGGACUCGGCGGUGCUGGAGUUCGAGGCCUCACAGAAGUGCGACCUGGUAACUACAGGCGAGCUCUUCUUCCGCUCUGGUUUCGGCAUCGGCAUGCGCAAGGACAGCCCCUGGAAGCAGAACGUCUCCCUGUCUAUCCUCAAGUCCCAUGAGAACGGCUUCAUGGAAGACCUGGACAAGACGUGGGUGCGGUACCAGGAGUGUGACUCGCGCAGCAAUGCUCCUGCUACUCUCACCUUUGAGAACAUGGCAGGGGUCUUCAUGCUGGUGGCUGGAGGCAUCGUGGCUGGGAUCUUCCUGAUCUUCAUCGAGAUUGCCUACAAGCGACACAAGGACGCUCGCCGGAAGCAAAUGCAGCUGGCCUUUGCAGCGGUGAACGUGUGGAGAAAGAACCUGCAGGAUAGAAAGAGUGGUAGAGCAGAGCCCGACCCUAAAAAGAAAGCCACAUUUAGGGCUAUCACCUCCACCCUGGCUUCCAGCUUCAAGAGACGUAGGUCCUCCAAAGACACGAGCACCGGGGGUGGACGCGGCGCUUUGCAAAACCAAAAAGACACAGUGCUGCCGCGACGCGCUAUUGAGAGGGAGGAGGGCCAGCUGCAGAUGUGUGCCCGUCAUAGGGAGAGCUGAGAAGCCCCGCCCGCCCUCCUCUGCCCCCCUCCCCCGCAGACAGACAGACAGACGGACGGGACAGCGGCCCGGCCCACGCAGAGUCCCGGAGCACGACGGGGUCAGGGGGAGGAGCGCCCCCCAGCCUCCCCCAGGCCGCGCCCGCCUGCCCGCCGGUCGGCGGCUGGCCGGCCCACCCGUCCAGGCCCCGCGUGUGCCCCCCGAGCCUCGGGCUAACGGGCACCUUGUCUGUGUAUUUCUAUUUUGCAGCAGUACCAUCCCACUGAUAUCACGGGCCCGCUCAACCUCUCAGAUCCCUCGGUCAGCACCGUGGUGUGAGGCCCCCGGAGGCGCCCACCUGCCCAGUUAGCCCGGCCAAGGACACUGAUGGGUCCUGCUGCUCGGGAAGGCCUGAGGGAAGCCCACUCGCCCGAGACUGCCCACCCUGGGCCUCCCGUCCAUCCAUCCGCCCUGCUGCCUGGCGGGCAGCCCCUGUUGGACCGAGGCGCCGAGCAGAGCGGCUGAGGACGGGCCAGAGCUGAGCUGGCUGGGCAGGGCCGCAGGGUGCUCCGGCAGAGGCAGGGCGCUGGGGUCUCUGAGCAG
This is a messenger RNA of Rhinolophus ferrumequinum (greater horseshoe bat), 3462 nucleotides long. RefSeq names its product glutamate ionotropic receptor NMDA type subunit 1 (gene GRIN1). Bases 1 to 2880 code for a protein of 959 amino acids. The transcript has 21 exons. Gene Ontology annotation, cellular component: neuron projection; plasma membrane; synapse. The record is from RefSeq and is a predicted model, not a curated record. Gene Ontology annotation, biological process: chemical synaptic transmission; monoatomic ion transport; regulation of membrane potential. Gene Ontology annotation, molecular function: NMDA glutamate receptor activity. NCBI's taxonomy places the organism in Eukaryota, Metazoa, Chordata, Mammalia, Chiroptera, Rhinolophidae.